Molecule: messenger RNA, 1647 nt
Organism: Scophthalmus maximus (turbot)
Lineage: Eukaryota; Metazoa; Chordata; Actinopteri; Pleuronectiformes; Scophthalmidae
Product: P2Y purinoceptor 1
Exons: 1
Coding region: 150-1112 (320 amino acids)
Biological process (GO): G protein-coupled receptor signaling pathway
Cellular component (GO): membrane
Molecular function (GO): neuropeptide receptor activity
Source: RefSeq, a predicted model, not a curated record
GUCGUUUCCUGUAUACUAGCAGGUGCAGAAGCUCGAGCGUGUAGAGACCACAAAGUCAGAAUUACUCAGUCUAGGGUAAUCUGUGGAGGAGAUCAGCGCACUCACCGAGAGACGGGGAAGAAAUCGCACAAACUGCUGCCCAGGAGACAAUGAAUAACACAUUGUGUCCUGGUGUCAGCUUUGACUUUACAGGCAAAUUCCUGCCUCCUGUUUUGAUGAUAGUGUUCAUCGUUGGCCUGGUUGCUAAUGGAUGGGGAUUGAAGUCUUUGCUGAAGAACUGGAAGAAACUGGGGGACGUCAAUGUGUUUCUUCUCAACCUUGGACUUGCAGAUAUUUUGUAUCUGCUCACGCUUCCUUUCUUGGUGGUCUACUACAUGGGGAGGAAAUGGAUCUUUGGAGCCACGUUCUGCAAGAUAACGAGAUUCUGCUUCAACCUGAAUUUAUAUGGCACCAUUGGAUUCCUCACUUGUAUAAGUGUGUACAGGUACCUGGCUAUUGUUCAUCCAAUGAAAGUGUUGGGAAGAACGACUGUCACGCAUUCUGUGACAAUCUCUGUGCUGGUCUGGCUGUUGGUGGGUGUUCAAAGUCUUCCAGACAUGUUCUACACCAAGACAUCUGGAAACUACGGUGAGAAAUGCUACGAGACCACCCAUUGGAUGUUCGUUGAGGACUACCUGAAAUACAGCCUUGGAUGGACACUGACUGGGUUUUGUAUCCCGUUCCUCAUCACACUGGGCUGUUAUGGACAUGUGAUUGUCAUACUCUGCUCCAAAAAUUCCACUGAUAAGGUACUGGAACAAAAAUGCAUGAAGUUGUUGUUCAUUUUGAUCCUCCUCUUCUGCGUCUGUUACAUCCCCUAUCAUUUACUCAAGAACCUAAAUCUCUGGUCAAGAGUUCUGACCAAUCAGAAGAUAUGCCAUGGAUGGUCAGAUGGCGUUUACAUCGCUCACCAGAUAAGUCGGGGCCUCGUGUGUCUGAACAGUGCUCUCAACCCUCUGGUUUACCUCCAUGGGAAUAAAGAUAUUCCUGCUCAGCUCAGACGGCUGCUGCAGCGAGCUCGGCACGCUGUCAUGUGCGUGUCCAUCGCCCCUCCUCGAGUUCCCAGGGUGUAGAUUGUCUGACACAAAUGAAAUUAGACAAUUCAUAUCAUCUACCACUAUAGCAUAUUUACUGUCUCAGGGUUUGUGCCUAUCAGACUGUUAUAUCGCUGUUAACAUGCUCCAAAAAGUCAGCUUUCUGUUUAUCAAGUAAAGAUGUGGAGAGAGUACGAUCACGCGUUACGGUCGCUCAGGAAGUUGACUGAAUGUGUAUUACAGGAUGCAGAUUGUGAGUUCCACUAACUGCCACAUAUGUAAUCAUCUACUGUAUAUCACAUGUCAUCUAUUGUAUAUAGGACACUAUAGGAUGCUGAAAAAAAAAACUUUAAUAAAAAAAUAAAGAGCUCUAUUGCCAAAUUUGUGUGAAAAAAUGAUUUUAGGUAAGUUUGGAGGAAAUUCAACAGCCUCCUGGUUGAUUGAGCCCUAUGGAAAGCCCAACAGACGACUGAAAAAUUAACCACUUAAAAGAUUGAAACCUUGACAGCGUGGGGAAGUGAAGAAAGAGAUACUAUGUGGUUUGUGGGCGGGAUGACGCAUUUACCAGGAAACG